Molecule: messenger RNA, 1770 nt
Organism: Penicillium cataractarum
Lineage: Eukaryota; Fungi; Ascomycota; Eurotiomycetes; Eurotiales; Aspergillaceae
Product: tyrosyl-DNA phosphodiesterase 1
Exons: 4
Coding region: 1-1770 (589 amino acids)
Biological process (GO): double-strand break repair; single strand break repair
Cellular component (GO): nucleus
Molecular function (GO): 3'-tyrosyl-DNA phosphodiesterase activity; single-stranded DNA binding; double-stranded DNA binding
Source: RefSeq, a predicted model, not a curated record
AUGGAGCGCCCAACCAAAAGAGCCCGCCUGUCCCCGGACUUGGCUGUAGAAGAGAAUGCAGUACCAGAUCGAGUCUCUACGCCUCUGGCUUCGCUGCAUCGGUCUAUCACACCACCGCCAAGGGCUCGCUCACAAUCACGAGCAGUCUCCAAUGCCCUGUGUUCUGAUUUGAAGAGCGACCAACUCGAGGGUCUCAAAUCCAAGCCCACGGAACAUACGAGUACAAAAAUAUCUCAUCGUCUCAUCUCAUCUCCAAUACAGCUCACACAUAUUCGUGACUUUCCAGAGCAGAGAGGAUACAACGUUGACACAGUCAAGCUUCGUGACAUACUCGGUGACCCGAUGAUUCGAGAAUGUUGGCAGUUCAAUUAUCUUUUCGAUGUGGACUUUCUCAUGUCCAAUUUUGACGAGGAUGUCCGGAGCUUGGUCAAGGUCAAAGUGGUGCAUGGAUCUUGGGAGCGGGAAUCUGCGAACCGAGUUCGAGUCGAGGAGGCAUGCUCACGAUAUCCAAACGUGGAGCCUAUCAUCGCCUACAUGCCUGAGCGAUUCGGGACACACCAUUCGAAGAUGAUGAUCCUUCUGCGACAUGAUGACCUCGCCCAAGUCGUGAUCCAUACCGCAAACAUGAUCCAUGGAGACUGGGCCAACAUGACUCAAGCAGUAUGGCGAUCUCCAUUGCUCCCAUUACAAAAGCCCGGUACCCCGGCAACAGCUUCUAUGAAGCCAAGUUUUGCUACUGGCGCGCGGUUCAAGAGGGAUCUGCUAUCUUAUCUCAAAGCCUACGGUCUAAAGAAAACAGGAUCGCUGGUUCAGGAACUCAAUCGAUUUGAUUUCGACUCGGUUCGUGCUGCCCUUGUCGCUAGUACACCUUCCAAGCAGGUGUUUAGCAACCUAGAUUCCGACAAAGCUACGCUAUGGGGGUGGCCAGCACUGAGAGAUCUCAUGAGCCGGAUUCUAAUACAAGCCAAGGCCACAAAGGGCAGCCAGCGGCCCACCGUGCAACCGCAUAUUGCAAUACAGAUAUCCUCGAUAGCAUCUCUCGGCCAGACAGACAAGUGGCUCACAGAGGUAUUUUUCAAAUCCCUCGCUCCAAUACCAUCAACCCCCCAACCAAAAUACUCCAUCCUAUUCCCGACCCCCGACGAGAUCCGCCGCUCGCUAGAGGGCUAUGGCUCUGGCGGCUCGAUACACAUGAAAACACAGACCGCACCGCAGCAGAAACAAUUGCAAUACAUGCGACCACACCUCUGUCACUGGGCCGGAGAUGGUCUAUCUAAAUCCAACUGCAUCGAUCUAUCAGAAGAAACUCCUCUCAAGCGAGAGGCUGGUCGGGCUCGUGCAGCACCUCACAUCAAGACGUAUCUCCGGUAUACGGACGCGGAGACUAUGGACAGCAUUGACUGGGCGAUGGUCACGUCUGCAAACUUAUCCACGCAAGCCUGGGGAGCGGGAGUGAAUCAGAACGGCGAGGUGAGGAUUUCGAGCUGGGAAAUUGGUGUUGUGGUUUGGCCGGAGCUAUUUCUGGAUGAGAAGACCGCCGACUCGACGGACGCAGGUUCGGUAACUGCACUGAUGGUGCCCUGCUUCAAACGCGAUCUGCCUGCAUCCUCUCAACCGGAUAAUAUGGCCGAGGACGAGGCUCGGACCAUGGUUGGGUUCCGAAUGCCAUAUGACCUCCCGCUGACGCCGUACAGCGACUCGGAUGAGCCGUGGUGUGCAUCAGCAUCGCACCCCACGCCGGACUGGCGCGGACAAAGCUGGAUCAACUGA